Molecule: messenger RNA, 1897 nt
Organism: Annulohypoxylon truncatum
Lineage: Eukaryota; Fungi; Ascomycota; Sordariomycetes; Xylariales; Hypoxylaceae
Exons: 1
Coding region: 117-1727 (536 amino acids)
Source: RefSeq, a predicted model, not a curated record
AGUGACCUAUCUCGUCAUUUUCCCAUCGGACCAGGCUCUUCAAACUGUCAUGGCAGGUUACUCGUUCUAGUCGUACCAGCCAGUUCUAGACUUACGAUUAGAUCGGACUGCUCACGAUGUCUACGAGCUUACGACCUCAGGUCCAGAUGACGCAGUUGCCUAACAAUAAGGGACAUGUUGGCGGAUGUCCUUCACUUUCUACCGCUCCCAACUCAGUCACACCUUCAAAGCGACCAGACGACGAUGACGAUAUUCAGUUUAUAUCAUCCCAGCCUGUUAAAAGGCAAAAGAUGGCUGAGCACGUGGCCCAGAAACAUAAUAUGCCUGUGAUACCUAUUGCUCCUACAAUAUCUGUUGCUAUCCCACCUACUGAACUUAGAGACUCGGAUAGACGAAUUAGUACAGGCAUGGUUGGGCUCCCUUCGGAUAUCAAUGUCAUGGAACUCACUUCUGCCCUGAGAGGAGUGUCACUUCCUGUGUUGGAGAAGUUCGUUCUCGACCAACCUUUCCGCAAGCCAAGACCUCCGAGCCCGCCAGAACUCUCACCUAAGCAGCUACCACAAACAGUAGUAUCGGCGAGGCUCGAUAGUAAUGUCAACAAAAAUGGUUCUAGAGACCCCAAAUUUGAUACAGCAUCUGGAGCAUACAUGUCGACUAGCGAUGGCUCAGUUGAGCCAAGAACCCCUACUCCAAUCCCUAUGACUCCAAACUCGACAACUGAUGAGCUUCACGUUCUUAAUACGCCAGCCAAUCACAUGAGCUCUUUUUCUCCGCCCCAAGUUAUAUUCCCUAAAGAACCCGAUUCGAGAAUUUCAGCUAUGCCACCACCCCCUAUACCAAGAACAGAGGUACCAAACGAUCCCAAAGCUCUUUCGUCAAAGACUACUAUUCAAAAUACCCAUCAAACCGACCCGAUGAAGCAUCCGUGUCAAGUCUGCGUCAGAAUGCGACAGCAUACGAACAUUGCCCAGGCUCAGGGGUUUUCUAUGCUACACCACAAUAUGCCACAUCACAUGAUUCCACAGAUGGCAUGUCAUCCUCCAUAUAGUCAACAUUUUCAUCCGCAAAUGAUGACCAUGGGACCGGGUAAUAUGCAUGCUUUUAGUCCGGGUUUCCCACAAGUCAUGAUGCCGAUCCCCGGAAGCAAUCUGGCUGCUCUUCCAUCUCAUAUGACCAGUCCAAUGCAGGUAACCCAGAACCAGGAGAUGAACCCUCCGCCAAACCCCGAAAAGUCGGUUGAUAAAAUCCAACCUUCACCACCUUCGCCGCCGCCUCCAUCAGCACCAGAAUCAGCACCGGCAGUAGCAGCAGCAGGGAUUGACGAAUCUCCUACGGCAUCGAACCCAGUGAAGCCACCAGUAUCCCUAAUUCAACCUACGUAUCGCAAGCCUUCACCGAACCUGAUUGUGGAUGUUGCAGAGACUUGCCAGGAGAAGUUCCCCUUUGAGGAAGUCGCUAAGAGACAUAACGUGCCGGUAGGAAAAGUCUUCGAUGUCUUUGCAGCUAUCAUCCAGGUCCCGCUCUUACGUUGUCCUACUGAUAGACGAAGAGCAGGGAGGCUUGCUACCUCACGCGUCAAGGAGUACACAAGGACCAAGAAAGCAAUACAGGAAACUGGUGGUCAGAGUAAUUCUGAUUCCAAAGACGAGAUAGUUGUGAAGCCGUCAGACGUUGCAGACCGUCUAGGCCAGGUAAAUUUUCCGGACGGCUUCAGUCCCGAGGAAUAAUAACGAUACAAUUACGAAGAUCGGAACAUAUUACAUCGAAAUCGAAGAGGGAAUUUGCAUGAUCAUGAGAAGCACAAAAUUCAUUUAUGUAUUCUGCUAUUCUAUCAACUACGCCGACGAUAUCCGGUCUUUAAAACUACGAAGGGGCCCCUUACCUAUGACAUUGACAG